Molecule: messenger RNA, 2396 nt
Organism: Eleginops maclovinus (Patagonian blennie)
Lineage: Eukaryota; Metazoa; Chordata; Actinopteri; Perciformes; Eleginopidae
Product: protein Z-dependent protease inhibitor-like
Exons: 6
Coding region: 118-1377 (419 amino acids)
Molecular function (GO): serine-type endopeptidase inhibitor activity
Source: RefSeq, a predicted model, not a curated record
UGGGUUGAAUCCAAAAUAUAUAAUAAAUGUGCGUAUCCUCUCCGGGCCUGCUGGAGUUUGAUCAGGGGCCCUGCGUGGGGACGGGAUGUUUAUUUUGGAAAUCAGUGACCGGAAGUGAUGCUGUUUGAACAGGGCUUGAGCUUCAUGGUGAUGCGCAGCUCGGGGAAUUUCAGAAACACAAGGAAAAUCAACACAGAGGGCGCUGUUACCAUGACUCCCUGUGCCCCGCUCUCAUUGGUCGGCCUCCUGCUGCUGGCCUCCUGUCAGCUAGCCUCUCUGCAAGAUCUGACCAAUAGGAACGCGGAUUUCUCGGCCCACCUGUACUGCGCAGUUUCCAGCCGUACGGACGACAAUGUCUUCCUGUCCACUUUCACGCUGUCUGCUGCGCUGCUGCCACUGCUGAGCGCUGCCGCCGGGCCCACCCAGGACCAGCUGCUGCAGGGCCUCAGCCUGAAGGGCCUCGACCCACAUACCCUCCCAGACCUGUUCCAGAGUCUCAGCACCGCAGUGUCGAACGGCAGUUUUGAUAUGAACCUUAGGCAGGGCGCGGCCGUGCUCCCCAGACAAGGCGUCAAGAUGUCCUCAUCCUUCCGGGACAUAGUUCAGACCAAGUUUGGAGGGAACGCUCAGAGUUUGUACUACACGUCGCCACUGGAAGCCGCCUCCACCAUCAACCUGUGGGCUCAAGAAAGGACUGGAGACACCGUCAAGGUGCUGGUGACUGACCUGGACCCCCAGACCCAGCUGCUGCUCGCCACUGUUGCCGUUUACCAGGUCCAGUUCAGUCCGUCCUUUAACACGUCCCUCACCCAGGAUGAACGGUUCUACGUGAACAAGUACCACGUGGUCAUGGUUCCCAUGAUGUUCCGGGCCGAUAAGUUCUUCCUGGCGUACGACGGCGCACUGAAGGCCGGUGUGUUGAAGCUGCCGAUGGCGGGCGGGGCAGCCAUGUUGGUGGUUCUUCCCGAUGAAGAUGUGGAUGUCACCGCAGUGGAGGAGGAAUUGACCGGAGACAAGAUCCAGACCUGGAUCAGACAGCUGAAAAAGACGAAGUUGGAGGUGCAGCUUCCUCGCUUCCUGUUGGAACGUUCUUAUUCUCUGCGUGAUGUCCUUCAGACUCUCAACAUCACUCAGGUGUUCCAGGAGGCGGCCGACCUGAGCAACAUGGGCGAGGGGGACGCUGUGAAACUCACACAGGUUUUUCAUACAGCCGUGGUGUCGGUUGCCGACAGCGACGGUACAGGAGUUGGAGCAAGCGUUUUCUCUACGCUGCCCCCCCGACUGACGGUCAACAGACCGUUCAUCUUCAUCAUUUACCUGCAGACGAGCGGCGCCGUGUUGUCCAUCGGCCGCGUGAUCGACCCGUCCAGGAAGUGAUGUCAUCCUGCCUAAAGACUACACGUAGUUAAAACUACAAACCCACGCUUCAUAGCUGGUGUACCAAGACCCUCUGUAGGUGGAAUGUCACAGAAAUGAGAGUUAGAAGAAUUGGUAUGGAAGACAGGAGGUCAUACUUGGUGUCUAUUAUAUUAGGUGUUAUUUUGUAGAUACUAUUAUUGUAUUGAUAGCAUUUGUGUUACGGUGAUACUCUAAUGUUUUAAUAUUGUUGUUGUUAGGGUGUUGAUCCUGAGAGCAGAAACCUCUGGGUAUCUAAGCUUUGAGACUGAAACUAAAGAAUCGUUGUGUUGAAGGACCCUAUACAUAUAUAUACACAUAUAUAUACAUAUACACACUGCCCGGCCAAAAGACAGGUCCCCAGCCUGUGGGGGCAGGGCUGUGAUCUGGGGCUGCUGCAGUUGGUCUGCUCUAGGUUCAGCAACCCAAAGAAUGAGGUCAGCUGACUCCCUGAAUAUACUGAAGGACCAGGAUCCAUCGGCUCAGACUGUGAGAGAGUGGUUCAGGGAGCAUGAGACAUCAUGUCACACAUGGAUCGGCCCCCCCAGAGUCCAGACCUGAACCCCAUUGAGAGUCUUUGGGAUGUGCUGGAGAAGACUUUGAUCAGUGGUCUGAAUCUCCCAUCAUCAAGACCAGAUCAAAAAUAAUGACAGAAAUAAAUGUUGAGACGUUGCAGAAGCUCGGGGAAACGAUGCCACAGAGAAUGCGUGCCGUGAAGCUGAAGGCGGUCCAACGGAUAUCAGAGGGGGGGCUUUUUUUUUGGCCGGGCAGGUGUGCAUAUAUAUAUUUAAUCCAGAUCAUUAGCUUGUGUCCUCCUAAGCCACCAGGCAGUAUUACUCGUUAGUAUUUACAGAGUCUUGUUCGUGAAGGCGAGGCGUUAGAGUCAUGCUUAGAGCCUCUUAGUUAACGUUAGCAUGAUCAUAGCGUGAUGUGCUGUAUGUCUGAAAACACUUCCUGUACCUAAAUGAAUAUUAAACGUGUGCAACCUGUAAAACAUGAAA